UUCUGAUGGAGCAAACAAACCCUUGGGAAACAACGGGGAUUCCUACCAUCACCCACACUCCGCAAGUCUUGUCGUCGUCCUCAUCCCGGGCCGAAAGGUCCCUGACUGCCUCAGACAAGAAGCUUAAGAAGCAAAUCCAACCACGUCAACUUCUGAGUUGCACUAAAUGUCGAGAACGCAAGGUAAAAUGCGAUCGCACGAAACCAUGCUCUGCUUGUUGUGCCAGAGGUCUNCCCAAAGAGUGCCACUUUGUCCUCGGAGAGGGCGCUGAAUUCGGACCAAUUCAACAAUCUCUCGAGCUUCGAAGACUGCGAGCUGAGAACCAACGACUGAAAGAACGUCUUUUAGCCGACAGAUCAUCGCUUUCGGAAGGCAGUGAGACCGAAGAAGGUUCUGCCAAUGUCAGAACGAACUCCACCACAAAACAAUCGAACCGCCAGCGGCGGUUUCGUGCGAGUGAGCAGAUUGACAGCAUCUAUUUCGGAUCUCCAGGGCUGGCGAGUGUCAUAGCCGAUUUUGCGAAUCUCCAAGUGGAACCAAAAUCGCUGUCGCAUGCAAUGCCUCGAGCGGCUGACAUGUAUACAACUCAAGAUUCCAUGUACCCGUUUCCAACACUAUGGCCUGCCAUGACACGUACGCAAGGCCUGCUACAAUGUCUGCCCUCGCGCGACGAGCUCUACCACUAUCUUGACGUCUUCCGACAGAAGGCGCGAGGUUUUGCUUUUCCUUAUGUGCCUGAAGACUUGACACAGAAAGAAGUUGAGCGCUUUCUCGAAAAUGCUGAAGAGAACGCUGAGAAGGUUCCGGAUUUACUCGCACUCAUAUUCGCAGCGCUAGCUUUAGGGGUGCAGCUUGACACAUUCGGAAGUCGCAAAGAAGCAGAAACAAGCACACUUCAGAACAGCAGGGGCAAGGGCGAGAUAUUCUCUGUCGCGGCCAUGCAAGCGCUUCGGCUGGCAUCCUUCACCAGCCGUCCCACUCUGAAAUGCAUCAAAGUCAUGAUCAUGCUUGCUCCUUACUUGACCAAUAGCGGACGGUUUCUCGAUGCUUGGUCUUUCUCGGGUCUCACGAUCCGACUAGCCCACUCGGUCGGCCUGCAUCGCAAUCCUCGUCUUCUUGACCCAACACCCUCACUCCGUGAAUCGACGGUACGCAAGAAUCUCUGGUGGUGGCUACUACACAUGGAUCAAGAAUACUCGAUGACACUCGGUCGGCCUCUGGGCAUCUCGGGACUAGGAGAUUGUCCGCCNCCUGACCCUCUCACAACGGAUCCAGUGGCCUUACGGCUGAGCGAAUUCUUUGACCAGCUCACGAUCCAUGGACGACAAAUUUUGAGCAGUAAUUCACUUACAGACUCAAAGAUUGACAUGUACACUGAUCGCCUGAUCGCUUUGUGGGAUACGAUGCCAGAACCUCUGCAAUUUAACAGCUCCUGGAUCCAAGAGGAAACAGUAAUUCCUGAAUGGCCAAUGGAGACAAGGGCGGCGAUUUCUUACUGCAGCAUUCACAACUACAUUAUCCUGCUCAAUCGUCAACGUAUCGAGAACAACCGGAAGAGCCCAGACUACCGACCACGUUCACCAGGCUACCCUCAGUUCGCCGGUGUUCCCGAUUACACCCUUCCUCCAACAUCACACACACCCUCACCAUCUCCCAUGGUGCCGCGAGGUAGACCACUAGUGAUAGAGUCUUGUCUAGCACUACUAGACGCCUUCCAAUUCUUCCAUAAGCGCGUUCCCUCUGCGCUCGUCGAUUGGACGAUCGGCCAGCAAGCCUUCAACGCCUGCAUGAUCCUGUUAAUCGAUGGCAUUGACCGCGAGAGCAUCGAACAUAUCGGAAGAGUAGAAAGAGCAUACACGGUGUUUGUGGAGAUGGACAAGGCAGGAAUGCACCAGCUGACAGGAUUGGCCAUGUCUCGGAUCACCGACGGUCUCAAUUGUCUCAGACAACAAUCCGAGACACACAAACGGUCGAUAAAUGUCGAAGCCAUAUCACCCAUGAAUGUGCAACACAGUCACGAGGGUGCUUCUCACAACCCCUUUGACUGGGAUAUGGGUCAACGGCUGCGUGACCAUGACUUCUUGCAUGAGCCAGUCAUGGGAGCUACGGGCAUGUUCUUACUCGAAGACCAUGGCCUCCAAACUACCUCUCGAUCCAAAGCCGAAGCUCCCCCUGGCCAUGUUCACACGCCUGAAGCCGCUGUCGUCCCCUCUUCGGAACAACCAAGUUACAAAGCCGGGUUGAUGCCUCAUUCGACACUGCUGGACCCACGACGAGACUCUGCUCAUCCUCUCGGAUACAUGUCUGCUAAUCAUCCUGCUGCCAAUAUGUCAGCGGUACCUGUUCACUAUCGCCAACUCGCUAGCCAACACCUUGCUGAGAUGCAGCCCAUGCCAGCCUACAGUCAUGCUGAGAGUUAUGUCCAGCAUGCACAGCAAUCCCAUCACGGACUCUACACACCACCUCUGCCACGAGGAGGAGGAGCAGCGCACCGAGGGUCUUUGCAUCCACAAAACCAACGACCGCAG
Messenger RNA from Aureobasidium musti, 2528 nucleotides. NCBI's taxonomy places the organism in Eukaryota, Fungi, Ascomycota, Dothideomycetes, Dothideales, Saccotheciaceae. The record is from the annotation of a GenBank genome assembly.